This is a messenger RNA of Gongylonema pulchrum, 249 nucleotides long. The record is from the annotation of a GenBank genome assembly. NCBI's taxonomy places the organism in Eukaryota, Metazoa, Nematoda, Chromadorea, Rhabditida, Gongylonematidae.
AUGUGACUUUUAGCCGGUCGUACACACGGCUAUUCAAAUUCCGAUCUUGUGGCGUUGUGCCGUGAAGCAGCAAUGGUACCAGUUCGUGAGCUGUCACGAAAAGACGUGCAAAAUUUGACUGGUACAGAAAUUCGGCCCAUUACAAUUCAAGAUUUUGAAACAGCAAUGAGAGCAAUCAAACCGUCAACCAAAGAGAAAAUGCUAAGACAGCUGCGCAAAUACGCUGAAACAGCCGGGCAGUGUGAUUAA